Molecule: messenger RNA, 6253 nt
Organism: Magallana angulata
Lineage: Eukaryota; Metazoa; Mollusca; Bivalvia; Ostreida; Ostreidae
Exons: 2
Coding region: 3897-5576 (559 amino acids)
Biological process (GO): protein polyubiquitination; proteasome-mediated ubiquitin-dependent protein catabolic process
Molecular function (GO): zinc ion binding; ubiquitin protein ligase activity
Source: RefSeq, a predicted model, not a curated record
CGUAAUGGUGCAAAAUUGAUUUUUUAAUGCGGCUGACCUCGAUCUGAAAAGAUCCAUUUUUUAUUGGACUUCCUUUAGAUAAAAUGAUUUUUUAAUUCAGGUUGAACAAAUUAACCAUAUAUAAAUCAAAACCAGAUAAAACACAUAAGCAUGUUGACCAGUCGUCUUUUUCAGCAGCCAUGACAGUUCUCGCGUGAUUUUAUGGGAUGUACGCUUAGAGUUUUGAGUGGCUUGAUAACGUGAAUGUCAGUGUAAAUAAUCGAUCUUACCUCGUUAUAUAACCAAGACAUUAUUUAAGGAAGUGGUAUAUAAUGGAGAAUUCAUAUUUACCGCGUUAAUUAUGUUUAGAAUAGGGGAAUUCCUAUAUUCAGUUCAAGAUCCGCUCCUGAAUUCUCAUUGGCUGUCCCAAAAUAAAACCGGUCAAGGCCAGUAAACAUGGCGGACAAAUUCAACUUUCGUUGUUAACAUACACAAAAAAUAACCGAUAUAUGGACUAUACUUGAUAUUUUUGGAUUAAUUUAUGCCAUAGACAUCUACAAUGUUUGAGUUUAGGUAAGAAAUGCAAAUGUUAUUGUCAUUUAUGUACGAUUUGAGACGAAAUCGUUGCGGGAGUGAAUCACUCCCGCACUUGCACCAUUACGGAGAUCCUAUGGAGUUGUAGCCCUCUCCCCCCAAAAAAAAAUCGGGAGAGGGCUACAUUAUUGCAGCUAAUUUUGAUACUGUAAUUCUAAUUUGAUCAGUUAAGGCUAUUGUUACUCAGGUGAGCGAUCUGGCCCCUGGGGAUCUUGUUUACUAUCAUACAACUUGGCAUAGGAAUAGUAAUCAAUAUUUAGAAUCUAUGAAAGACUUUACUUUUGGGCAGAAUAUUGGCAUAGGAAAAUAUCAUGUUUUUCAAUUCAGAAUUGCUGCAAAUUAAUGAGUCAGGAAAAAGGUAGUGACUUUGACUUGACCUUUCUGUGAUUAAACUAAUAUAAUCAUUUGGUUAUAUGAUCUGUUUUACUGUGUCAAAAUUUCAUGAAUUCUUAUGCCUCCCUUCGAAGAAGGGAGGGCAUAUUGCUUUGCUGCUGUCUGUCGGUCCACCAACAGUUUCCAUUCAUUUUCUUUGCAGAUGAUGAAAAUAUUGGAAUUAAAUUUGGAAUACAGGUUUAUCAUGAUAAUAUCUAGGUCAAGUUCGAUUUUGGGUACGAUCGAGCAAUUUUCAAUAGAGUUAUGGCCCUUGGACGUAGAAAAAUUCCAGUUAUUUACAAUUUCCGCUCAUUUUCUUCGCAGAGGAUGAACAUAUUGAAAUGAAAUUUGGUUUUCAGGUUUAUCAUGAUAAUAUCUAGGUCAAGUUCGAUAUUGGGUACGAUUGAGCAAUUUUCGACAGAGUUAUGGCCCUUGCACUUAGAAAAAUUCCAGUUAUUUGCAGUUUCCCUCAUUUUCUUCUCAGAGGAUGAACAUAUUGAAAUGAAAUUUGGUAUACAGGUUUAAAUCAUGAUAAUAUCUAGGUCAAGUUUGAUAUUGGGUAAGAUCGAACAAUUUUCGACAGAGUUAUACCCCUUGGACUCAGAAAAAUUCCAGGCUCUGGGAUCAUGAAACUGUCUUAAAUCUUAAGUCAGACUUAAGUCAAUAAAUUUGCACUUAAUUUUUAAGAUUGUUCUUAAAGUGGAUCACAAAAAAAAAUGACUUAGGGUUAAGUCUGAAAUAUUGUCUUAAAUCUUAAGACUGCUAUUAGGCAGACUUAAGUUUAUAGAUUGUUACCAAGUAAGUUCAAAAUGGCGACACUCGUUGGAUUUUUAAUAAGAAAUGAUCAGCAAAGAGGGCGGCUCCCUUGUCCUCGGGUUUUCUAUUUAUAGUUGAGGUUUUUUCCCUUUGUUGACUUGCUAUUGAAGUUAUUUCCCUUUGUUAAAGUAAAAGUGUGUAAGCAUGUCUGUAUAAUGACUGACAUGUUAUCCAGUAAGAAAAUACGCUAAUAUUUGUGUGAAGCAUCUUUUAAAAAUAAUUUUUUAACUUUGUGAUACAUGUAUAUAAUAAUGUUUACGAUGCAGCCGAUAGGAAUCUUCAAACGAAGAAGAGUUCCACUUUUAACAAAUUCGGUCAAAAAAUCGCGCGAGUUACUAUGAUGUUUAAGCUAAGACAAAUCUUAGCUAAGUAUUUUCUUAGAUCAUUUUGUGAUCCACUUACGUGAGCAAUCUUUAACUAAGUUUGAAUCUGAGAUUUAAGACAAAAUUCUAACUUAAAUUUAAGACAGGUUCAUGAUCCUGGAGCCAGUUAUUUGCAGUUUACGUUCAGAUGUAUGCAUUUAAUAACAUGUACUAUUUCCCAUUUGUGAUGUAAAUUAACUACAUCAUUCUAUUUCUUGUAAAGAAAAAACAGCUUACCGUAAAUAAUCGAAUUAAAGUCAGCAGUGAUAUAACAAGCAUAUAGGGUUAGAAUAAGAGAACAACACUAUACUCUGUCCCUAGUUUUUGCUUCCACCACUUGUUGCUUGAUAUUUCUAUAAUCAUAAAUACCUUUGCGCUCAAACUACGUUCAUCCACUAAUAUGAAAAAUGUCCAGAAUAUCUGUUUUGAAAUGCCCCCCUCUCCCGCUUCAGGUUUGAAUACACAUCCUAAAAUAGGAAGUCUACGUGGAUUUUGCAUUGAAUCAGCCAUUUUUAAGCCAUGGUAACUUUAAAAAGUUGCCCGAGGUGUCACAAGUACUUCGGAAUGGAGAAAAGAUGUAAACAUUUCCCUUUAUUUAUCUCCAUAAGAAAUUUGUUUUUGUUCCUGUGAACUUUUAUGGGUGAAAAAUAAUAAUUGUUCAAUGAAGAUAUCUUGGAUAUAUUCGAUUUUAUUGAUUUCAACUAUAUUUCUUUCACAGGUAUGUGUAUUUUUAUUAAAAAUCAUCAAAAAGUGAUGGAAGCAAUAACUUGGGACAGAUUAUAGUUAUUUAUUAACAAAAGCAUUUCAUCAAUUUAAUUUACCCGGUAUGCAGUUUAAAUAGAUAAAAUAGAGAAGAUUCAAUACUUCUUCACAUUUAAUAAGACUGAACAAUUAUAAUAAUUUUUUUUUGAAAAUUAUAAUCCGGCUGCAAAGCAUACUUAUCAAUUUUUGAAUAGGCUAUGCCAAUUUAAAUGGAUUGUAAAAUACAUCGAAGAAGCAAUGAUAAAUAAUUUUAGAUAUACUCAAAAAAUGUAACAUUUUAGAACUACAUAUUGUAUGUUAUUCUAGAUAAUUCCAUUAAUUUAAAAUAAUAUCUGCAUGUACCGGUACCUAGUGUCGUGUAGGUGUCGGUUAUUUUUUAGUCAGGGGGGAUAAAUUUUCAGACAAAUACUUUUAUUUAUCUGUAAUUUAUCGUCAAGACCACGGCGGUGUUAAUUUGCUGGACAACUCUACUGAAGGGAUGCGCGGUUUUACCCGAGACACCUGUUUUUGACCGCGGGGGUGCAUGAAAAAUACGGGAUCAGCGUUGAGAGUACUGUAUUAGUCAAACCCUUUGACACAAGUACAACCGUUAUGGAGAGGAUCUUAUUUUUUUUUUAAAUAACUGUAAACAAAUGGUUUCAUGAUUAUUAAAGCAUUAAUCUGGCAGAGUUAUUAACUAAUUACAAGUUAACAACUAAUUGUAUUAUCAACAUUAUAAGCAAUAAACAUCAGUUGCACAGUAUGUUGUUGCAUCACCCGUAAUUAUAACCCCUAAAGAUUAAACAGUUUCGAGUAAUUAAUCAUAACAAAAGUUAACUUAGGCUGUGAAAAUGUGUUUAAAAUUGGUUAAUUAUCAUUUCUUUGCCUUUGGGGUUAAUUUACAAGAUUUUGAACUCAUAAUACAAGGCGACUUCAACUUCUCUUUCAGAGUAAAUUCCGACGAAGUUACAGAUCAAAAAACGACUAUUUCGCCCUCUAGGUUGGUCCUUGAUAUGAUACAUAUCUAAAAGCAUGAGUAAAAAGUAUCUGACCAUGGACAAGCGCUGGGCCCAGGAUGUGUUACGGUGUCGUCUCUGUGAGACCCCGGGCCCCCCUAUGUACUGUGACAUUUGUCACAUACAUCUGUGUAAAGCCUGUGUGGGGGAACAUCUCUCUGAUCAAUCCAAAGAACACAAAGUGCUGCCAUUUAAAAAAAGAGGAUCUACUCCUAAAUGUCCAAAACAUUCCUCAAACAUAAGUGUACUUUACUGUGAACAAUGUGACAUUCCUAUUUGUGCAACAUGUGCUUCCUCUAAAGAACACAGUGGCCAUAAAUUUAUUGAAAUAACUAAAAACAUUGACAGCAAGAAAGAAAUAAUUCAAAAAGAUUUACAAGAACUAGAGAAAUCCAUUUAUCCUAAAUACCAAGAGAUUGCAUCUAUCAUUCCAGUCCAGAAAUCUGCUCUGAAUGAAAACUCCCAGAAAUUAACAACAGAAAUCGACAGACAUGGAGAAGACUUGCACAGAGAAAUAAACACCAUUAUCAGAAACAUGAAAUCUAACAUGGAGGAAAUGGACACCAAACACCUGGCUGUCUUAGACAAACAGGAAGAUGAAAUUAAACACACCAUUUCUGAAAUCACACAGACCAUUACUGAACUGAAGACGUUACUGGACUCCAAUGAUGUCAGCCGUGUCUCUGCCUACAAAUCCAGGAAUGAUGAAUUCAGAAGAUUGCCUCCGAAACUCACAGUGUCCUUACCAAGUUUUACCCCUCAGAAGAUCAACAAAGAACAGCUUUAUCAACAGUUUGGAUCUCUGUCAGCGUCAUCUAUCAAAACAGAAGAACAUGGCUACACCAUGGAAUCUCCCGGUGCUGAGUCCUCUCCCCUGGACAGACCGCUCAUUGAUGUACCACGGAUCAUCACACAGAUAAAGACCAAGUAUGAACGAUUAUACAGUGUGUCCUGUCUGAGUGAUGAGGAGAUGUGGACGUGUGGUGAGGACAAAAUCAUGAGUCUGUACAACCUCAGUGGGAAACUAGUAAAGUCAGUCAAAACCAAUUCAGGGGACUUUCCACGGGACAUAGCAGUGACAAGGAGUGGGGAUCUAGUUUAUACUGCUGACAGAGAUAGAACUGUGAACAUAGUGAAGAAUAAAAAGAUAAAGACAGUGAUCAGACUACGGGGGUGGAUACCUCUCGAUGUCUGUAGUACCUCCUCUGGUGACCUCCUGGUUGUCAUGGACAGUGAUGAUGAUAAACAAACAAAAGUUGUGUGUUACUCUGGCUCCACAGAGAAACAAAGUAUUCAGUACGACGACAAAGGACGACCUCUCUUUUCAUCUGGUGAGUACACUAAACACAUCAGUGAGAACAGGAACCUAGAUAUCUGUGUGUCCGACUGUGGAGCCCAUGCAGUAGUGGUGGUCAAUCAGGCCGGGAAACUCCGGUUUACCUACACUGGUCCUCCCUCUACUACCAAGGGAUCAUUUAGUCCAAUCAGCAUCACAACAGACAGCCAGGGUCGGAUCCUGACAGCAGACAUUAACAUUAUGCACCAGUGUAUCCACAUCCUGGAUCAGGACGGACAGUUCCUCCGCUAUAUUGACAACUGUCAUUUACAGGGUCCACUGGGUUUAUGUGUGGACACCAGAGACAACCUCUUUGUGGCUGAGUACACAGGUACCGUGAAGAAAAUACAAUAUGUCUAGAACAUUACACAGCAGUGUAACAUUGUUUAUAUGUAUUACAUGUUGACAAACUGACUGUCUGUAUAUAUAUAACAUGUAUUAGCAUAAAGAUAAUUAAUUAUAUUAUAUAAUAGAGUCAUGCAUAUAAAAAUAUACGUCCAUUUAGUUCAUGUCAACAAUAUCAUUGUUUUGUUUAUCAUGUUUAUACAUCAUAAUAACAAACUGUUUUAGUGUAGUCAUUGUAUUGUCAAUGAAUUAAAUGUUUAUACAUUUAAUGUCUAAACAAAAUGUGUACAUUAUAAGAAUACAAUCAGAGAAACCUUGUUUGGUAUUUGUCAAAGAAAUCAAAACAUUUUAAUGUUGAUAAAUGACACUAAUGGUAAAUUAAAUAUCUUUGAAAAACUUUUUUUAGCUCUCCUUUAUAUUAAGGUAUGAGUUAAUUUCUAUCCUUUAAUAUAAGAAAAUAUAAAUCAUACAUUUUUCUUCUGUCAAACAUUAUCAAAGCAGAAAAAAUGAAGGUACAUGUACCACAUUUGUUGAACAUUUGAGUGGUGUUUAUUUGAUCUUUGUCCAUUAAGAUUUCUGUCACUGAAGAUUGAGUAACUUUUGUUUCUUACAAACUAGUAAUAAACCCUGCAGUUGUACAUUGUAUACCUUAAAUAUUGUGUUAUUAUGUCUAAUAAAUGAUUUGUAAUCAA